AUGAACUUUGAACAAGAAGAAGUUGAGACCUUAAGCGCAUCAUUGGAGCGUUUUAAGGGAUUGGUCAAGAAUUGCCCAAACCAUGGACUACCUCUAACUAUUCAAAUGGAGACAUUUUAUGGAGGAUUGAAUAGAGCAUCACAGAUGGCAGCAAACGCAGCAGCGGCUGGUGGACUUAUGGACAAAUCUUACACUGAGGCUAAAGAGAUAUUAGACCGCAUUGCUAAACACAACAUGGAAUGGGUGGACGAUACGUAUGAUGGAAGAGCUGACAGGAAGAAGAGAUCUCAGAACGUUAAUUCUAUCGAUUCUAAUGCAAUAGCCACACUUUCUGCUCAAGUGGCUAUGAUGACCAGCCUUCUGCAGAACAUAACGCUAGGAAACGCAUCAAAUCAGCAGAAGGUGAAUCUGGUAGAAACGUUCGGGAAACCUAUGGUUCGCUGUAUGGGCUGUGGAGAUCCUCACUCCUAUGCGGAUUGCCCACAGAAUCCUUAUUUAGUAUGUUUCAUUAAAAACAACCCGUUUUCCAAUACAUAUAAUAAUCCUGGAUGUAUUAUCAGAAUCCUUAUACAUAUUUCUUGGAUAGGAGGAAAUCAUCAGGAGCACCACCCAAGGGCGAACCAACAGCAAAGGAAUGGACCGCCGCCCGCAUUUCAACAAAUGCAUCAGCCACAUCAACAACCCUUUAAUAGAGGAGGACAUGCAUCGAGCUCAGGAUCUCUGCUUGAGAAACUAUUGAAGGAAUACAUAGCCCAGAAUGACGUGUUGUUGAAAAGCCAAGCGUCGUCUAUUAGAAACUUGGAAAUCCAGGUAGGGCAGAUAGCGAGUGAGUUGAAAAACAGGCAGCCUGGAGUUCUACCUAGCAAUACUAAAACACCUAGGAAUAACAAUGGGAAGGAGCAAUGUCACGCGGUGACGUUGCGAAGUGGAAAAUCUCUUGAAGAAAGAAGAAUGAAUCCAAGAAAUAGCAGUCCUUCAAAAAAAUGCAUCACACAUUCAAUGGAUCAAGAAGAAAGAACGCUUGGGACUACAAGCCAUUCAGAACCCAGUACGUCUAAUGCGGGAAAGCCUGAGGUGCCGCUGAAUGCACCAUUCCUUAGCAUCUUGAUGAAGAAGAAUGAUGAACAACAAUUCAAGCGCUUUCUUGAGCUCCUAAGGCAGUUGCAUAUCAACAUUCCACUUAUAGAGGCCUUGUAG
This is a messenger RNA of Benincasa hispida (wax gourd), 1197 nucleotides long. The record is from RefSeq and is a predicted model, not a curated record. Lineage: Eukaryota; Viridiplantae; Streptophyta; Magnoliopsida; Cucurbitales; Cucurbitaceae.